UAUUAUUAUUAUUUUACAGUAUAUCAGAAGAAUAAGAAUCCAGCUUCAGAAUUUUUAUGGGUACAGAAAUUGACAGGAAAUGCACGUAACUUAAGUACCAACACCAGUGAAGAAGUACAAGAUAACACUGAUCCUUUAGUAGAUUUAGAAAGCCCAGUGUUAGUUGUAACAAGACGCAGCAUCGCUUCUGGUAAGCCACCGCCAGUAGCUGCCAGAGAAUCGGCUGUACGAUAUCAGAUGGCAUGCAAAGAAGAUGAUUAUACGUACAGUAAAACAUUUCGUAUAUUUAUUGGUACCUGGAAUGUGAAUGGUCAACCGCCGAAUGGUAUUGGACUACAUGAAUGGUUGAGUUAUGACAAGACACCUCCUGACGUAUAUGCCAUUGGAUUUCAAGAAUUAGAUUUAACUAAAGAAGCAUUUCUUUUCAAUGAUACUCCAAGAGAAGAAGAGUGGAGACAAGUUGUAGCGAGAUCUCUUCACCCAGAUGGUGUAUACGAACAAGUAGCAAUUGUUAGAUUAGUCGGUAUGAUGUUACUUAUAUAUGCACUGCAGAAUCAUAUACCAUACAUAAAAGACGUGUCAGUUGAUACAGUGGGUACUGGUAUCAUGGGUAAAAUGGGUAACAAAGGAGGCGUAGCAGUGAGCUGUUCCAUUCACAAUACAUCUAUUUGUUUCGUUAAUGCUCAUUUAGCAGCGCACUGUGAAGAAUAUGAAAGGCGGAAUCAAGAUUACGCGGAUAUAUGUGCGCGUUUAUCUUUUGCAAAAUACGUACCACCGAAAAAUUUCAAAGAUCAUGACCAGAUCUAUUGGCUAGGAGACCUCAACUAUAGGAUAACAGAAAUGGACGUUGCAGCUGCUAAGGGGCACAUAGAAGCAGGGAAAUAUGCUCCUGUUUUAGCGUUAGAUCAAUUGGGCCAACAACGACGAUUAGGCAGAGUAUUUCAAGGAUUCCAAGAAGCAGAAAUCAAAUUUAAGCCGACUUAUAAAUAUGAUCCGGGCACUGAUAAUUGGGACUCAAGCGAGAAAGGCAGAGCGCCAGCAUGGUGUGAUCGUAUACUAUGGAAAGGGGAAGCAAUUACAUCGAUCGAUUAUCGAAGUCAUUCUGAAUUAAAGAUUUCGGACCACAAACCAGUCAGUGCAGUUUUUGAUUCUCAGAUCAGAAUCAUAGAUAUGGCAAAGUACCGUAAAAUACACGAAGAAGUUAUGAAGAAACUAGACAAACUGGAAAACGAAUUCUUACCGCAAGUAAUGGUUGAUACUACGGAAAUCAUCUUUGAUACAUUGAAGUUUUUUGAGCCUAGCAGCAAAGAGCUUAUCAUUGCUAACACUGGCCAAGUACCAGUACAAUUCGAGUUCAUAAAAAAAUUAGGCGAUACUACUUACUGUAAAGAUUGGUUAGAUAUUGAACCGUAUAAAGGUUUUAUAAAACCAGGAGAGAAGUGUGAUACUCGAUUUGAAAUAUAUGUUGACAAAAGAUCCGCUUGCAAAUUGAACUCUGGAGAAGAUAAACUGUACGAUAUUUUAAUCCUACAUCUUGAAGGUGGAAAAGAUAUAUUUAUAACUGUCACAGGUACUUACGAAAGAAGUUGUUUCGGAUCGUCGAUAGAAGCUUUGGUUCACAUUCCAAUACCAAUUAGAGAAAUACCUAUUGGUAGAUUGAUGGAACUCGAGAAUAACAAGAAUCUUUCUCAAGAACCAUAUGCGAUACCCAAAGAGAUAUGGCUGUUAGUUGAUAGACUAUACCGACAUGGUAUAAAAACGACGGGGCUUUUUGAGACGCCAGGACUUCACAGUGAGAUUAUAGCUAUAAGAGAUUGGUUAGACAAUUGGAGCCAAGAACCAAUGCCUGGUAGCGUACACUCAGUCGCAGAAGCCUUACUUCUACUUUUAGAAUCCACAGCCGAACCUUUAAUUCCGUAUAAUCUGCAUAGCGUGUGCUUGUCCACAGCAACAAAUUACUUACCGUGUAAACAGAUUGUAAUGCAGCUACCAGAAAUAAGAAGAACAGUAUUCGUUUAUAUAUGCUAUUUUUUACAAGAAUUAUUAAAUCAUACUCAAGACAACGAACUAGAUGCAAAAACUCUUGCAACGAUAUUUGGAUCAAUUUUCUUAAGAGACCCGCCGAGAAGUAGAGGUGAAAAAAAUGAAGGAAGUCGAUCCCAAAUUACGCAAGCGACGAUUGAUCGAAAGAAAGCUGCGUUCGUUUAUCAUUUUUUAGUGAACGAUCAAAGUGACUUCAUUCUCAGUCGAUAGUAACAUUUAAAAUGAAAAUAGUUUUACAUCAAACGUCGACUCAGUUUAUGUUAGCUUCGAACGAAACGCUAAGAUUUACUGUUUUAUUUAAUUAAAUAA
Messenger RNA from Ceratina calcarata, 2352 nucleotides. Its product is annotated as Oculocerebrorenal syndrome of Lowe. Gene Ontology annotation, biological process: phosphatidylinositol dephosphorylation; signal transduction. Gene Ontology annotation, cellular component: membrane. The transcript has 14 exons. The record is from RefSeq and is a predicted model, not a curated record. The annotation marks the transcript as partial. Gene Ontology annotation, molecular function: inositol phosphate phosphatase activity; phosphatidylinositol-4,5-bisphosphate 5-phosphatase activity. NCBI's taxonomy places the organism in Eukaryota, Metazoa, Arthropoda, Insecta, Hymenoptera, Apidae.